Molecule: messenger RNA, 1356 nt
Organism: Acomys russatus (golden spiny mouse)
Lineage: Eukaryota; Metazoa; Chordata; Mammalia; Rodentia; Muridae
Gene: Ptpn20
Product: protein tyrosine phosphatase non-receptor type 20
Exons: 10
Coding region: 82-1356 (424 amino acids)
Biological process (GO): protein dephosphorylation
Molecular function (GO): protein tyrosine phosphatase activity
Source: RefSeq, a predicted model, not a curated record
UUAGACCUGCCCGACUCCAGGAACUAAGGCUCAGUAUCUGCAGAAGCCUUUUGCCCAUCUCAUUCCGGCUAUGGGGACAACAUGUCUUCACCUAGGGAGGUUAGAAGAAGCACUGGAAUAGUUAAUGCUUCCAAAGAGGAUGACUCACAUGAUCUGAAUUUCCAGAAGACAUUGCCUUCAUCAAGUCAGAAAAAGACACCUGCAAAAAAGGUUUUUGGGAAUAAAGUUAAUUCAGAGAAGGUAAAAUCCUCCCAUCUGGCAUUCUCAAGUAAGAAUUAUGAUUUUCUUUUUCAGGAGCCUUCAGAAAGUGAGAGUGACGACGCUACAUGGAAUGUCAAAGACUUCUACAGAACCAGGUUGAAAGCUGUGGACACCGAGCCUGCAGGGCCAUCAAAGACUCUCUCUCCAGUGCUCCCUGGUAUGGCAUUGCACCAUGACAUUGAAAGAACUGUCUCUGAAAAGGAGCUAACUCAGUUGGCUCAGAUUAAACCAUUAAUAUUCAACAAUUCUUCGCUAUCUGCCCUGAGGGAGUCUUUGAAAAUGCUCCAGAAAAAAGAAGACUUUGAUAUCAUCCAUGAGUUUUUGGAGUUAGAACAAAUGACGAUGCCUGAUGACUUCAACUGUGGGAAUCAAGUACACAACAGAGACAAAAACAGAUACCGAGAUAUUCUUCCAUAUGAUUCAACACGUGUUCCUCUUGGAAACAACAAGGACUACAUCAAUGCUAGCUAUGUUAAAAUAGUAAAUCAUGAAGAAGAGUAUUUUUAUAUUGCUACCCAAGGACCACUGCCGGACACUAAAGAAGACUUUUGGCAAAUGGUUAUGGAAAAUAAUUGUAAUGUUAUUGCUAUGAUAACCAGAGAGAUAGAAGGCGGAAUUAUCAAGUGCUACAGCUACUGGCCCAUUUCUCUGAAUGAGCCUUUGGAACUUAAACACUUUCGUGUCUUUCUGGAGAACUCUCAGAUAACUCAGUAUUUCAUCAUUCGAGUAUUUCAAAUUGUGAAGAAGUCCACAGGAAUGAGUCACUGUGUAAAACACUUGCAGUUCACCAAAUGGCCAGACCAUGGCACUCCUGCCUCAGCAGAUUUUUUCAUAAAGUAUGUCCGUUAUGUGAGGAAGAGCCACAUUACAGGACCCCUGCUUGUUCACUGCAGUGCUGGUGUAGGCCGAACAGGGGUGUUCAUAUGUGUGGACGUGGUGUUCUCUGCCAUCGAGAAGAGCUACUCAUUCAACAUUAUGAACAUAGUGACCCAGAUGAGAAAACAGCGUUUUGGCAUGAUUCAAACAAAGGAGCAGUAUCUCUUCUGUUAUGAAAUUGUAGUGGAAGUUCUUCAGAAUCUUCUGGAUUUGAAUUGA